GGAAUCGUAACGAUGAUGAUCCCUAUAAUAAGACAUUAACCUUGGGAUUGUUAGAAAAAGGGCUCUGGUGGGGAUUGUUGUUGUUGUCACUUCACUAAAUUUUAUUACCAGGGAACGCCGUGUCCCCACGCUUAAGGCGGCGAUAAAGAAUGGAGGAAAGGAAGUGUAAGCGAAUUAGGUCAGAGUUUCCUGACGAAGACCAUCCCCCGAGAUCUGACAAGCGACUUAAGACGACGACGAGGAAGAACAAGAAAGAGGAGAAUGUCGGAAAAAGAGGAAGAGACACUUCUUCUCCCGACAAGGAGGAUGAAUCUGAUGGAACAAGAAAGUAUAGUGGUUUGACUUGUCAUCACUGUAAGAACUUAACGGUUAAGGCUGAACUUGUCUUCUGUUCAAAAUGUAUCAAGAAGCGUUAUUGCUAUGACUGCAUCCAGAGAUGGUAUCCAGAGAGAACCCCUGAGGAAGUUCAAGCUGCUUGUCCUUUCUGUAUGGGGAAUUGUAACUGCAGAGCUUGUCUGCGAGAGCCUUUGGCUGUCAAGAAACAAAGUGAAAAAGAUGAGAGUGUCAAGCUGAAGCAGUUGCAGUAUCUAUUAGUUAAAGUUCUUCCUGUUCUUAAGGAUAUCUAUAAAGAGCAGAAACGUGAACUGGAGAUUGAAACAGCAAUUAAAGGAGUGACUGUGACGGAAUCUGAUGUCGUUCAGUGCGAGAUUCAUCCAAGUGUACGCAUAUACUGUGACCUCUGCAGCACAUCCAUUGCCAAUUUUCUCAGAAGCUGUCAGAACCCAGAUUGUUCAUCAGACAUAUGUCUUUCUUGCUGCAAGGAACUAAGAGAUGGGAAGAGUUUCUCUAGCUGGAAGCUUAAUUCUGAUGGUACCAUUCCCUGCCCUCCAAAGGAACAUGGUGGUUGUGGUACUUCUACACUGGAGUUGAGACGUCUGUUCGAACGUGAUUGGGUCCAAAAACUGAUAACAGAUGCAGAGAAAGUUACUCGACAGUUUAAGCCACUGGAUGUAGAUAUUGCUCAUGAAUGUUCCUCAUGCACUGUUGUCAGCUCUGAUUCCAUUAGAAGGCAGGCUGCUUCUAGGAAGAAUGGUCAUGAUAACUUCUUGUACUCCCCAAAUGCUGUUGAUCUCUCUGAAGACGAUAUAGCUCAUUUUCAGUCGCAUUGGAUGAGGGCAGAGCCUGUUAUAGUCAGAAAUGUUCUCGAGAAGACAUCUGGACUAAGUUGGGAACCAAUGGUUAUGUGGAGGGCUUGUAGGGAAAUAGAUCCAAAGGUUAAAUGCAAAGAAGAGGCAAAAGCUGUGAAAGCUGUGGAUUGCUUGGACUGGUGUGAGGUUGAAAUAAAUCUUCAUCAGUUUUUUGAUGGCUACUUAAAAGGGCGUAUGCAUCUAAAUGGUUGGCCAGAAAUGUUGAAACUGAAGGAUUGGCCUCCAUCAACUUUAUUUGAAAAGCGCCUUCCAAGGCAUAAUGACGAGUUUAUUUCUGCAUUGCCUUUCUUUGAUUAUACUGAUCCAAAGUCUGGUAUCUUGAAUCUUGCAACAAGACUUCCAGAGAAAUCCUUAAAGCCAGAUCUUGGACCCAAGACAUACAUUGCCUACGGUUUCCAUGAAGAACUUAAUAGAGGAGACUCUGUGACAAAGCUUCAUUGUGAUGUUUCUGACGCUGUCAAUGUGCUGACACACACAGCUAAAGUGGAUAUAACUCCCUGGCAAUACCAAACGAUAAAAAUAGAACAGAAACGCUAUGCAAAAGCCCAGUUGCGUAAACAACAAUGUGGUCAACAAAGAGGAGCCAGUGGAUUUGAAAACAAAUCACUAGAAGAAGUGGAUAAAGAUGAAAUCAUCUUGAUUGAGGAUGGAGAAGAUUUAAAGAACUGCAAUGGUCUUUUGGGAGAACAGAGCUUAAAGGAUAAAGUAGCUAAGGAAGAACCAUCAAAUAGCAUUGCUGGACCGUCCAGAUCACAAAAAGGUGAAUGUACUAAAACUGAAAUAGCUGAUGAUCCUAAGGAAGGAUCUUCGAGUUCGUAUUUUUGCACUGUUGCUAUGGAGUCAGAUCAUGUUCCAAAGGUGGCUGCGGGUUUGAUAACUCAGAAGAAUGUAACGGUGAAACACGAUUCAGUUGCUGAUGAGAAUCAUGAUGACUUCUGUUUGAAGACAGAGAAAAAGGAUAGUCCUCUACAACUUGUUGUUAGUACAAAUGUGGAAUCCAUACAAGAGCAGAAACUGGAUGCUCCAAAAGAUACUUAUGGCAAUGCGGAUGCAGGUUUAAUUCCUCAGAAGAAUGUAACACUGAAAACCGAACCAACUACUGGUGAGACUUAUAAUGACAUAUGUUUGAAGACAGAGAUAUUAUCUCCAAUGUACCCAAGUGAGGAUGGUCCCACGGUAGAGAAUGGACUAAUGAUGCCAACACUUCCUUCAGCUCCCCUGUGGGAUGAGGAGGAUAGUCCCCCACCACCUGUUGUGAGUACAAAUGCGGAAUCCAUAGAAGAGCAGAAACGAGAUGCUCCAAAAGAAACUAAAGGCAAUGCCAGUGAGAGUUCAAAGGCUGUGCAUGGUGGUGCUGUGUGGGACAUCUUUCGAAGAGAGGAUGUUCCAAAACUUAUUGAGUAUUUGAAAAGGCACAAGCAUGAGUUUCGUCAUCUCUACAACGAACCUGUGAAAUCUGUUUUUCACCCAAUUCAUGACCAGAGUAUGUUCUUGAAUGAAAGCAAGAAGAAACAGCUGAAGGAGGAGUUCGAUAUAGAACCAUGGACCUUUGAGCAACAUCUCGGUGAAGCUGUAUUUAUCCCUGCAGGUUGUCCUCACCAAGUAAGGAACAUACAGUCUUGCAUAAAGGUGGCACUAGAUUUUGUUGCUCCUGAAAGCGUAGAGGAAUGCCUUAGGCUAACAGAGGAGUUCCGGAGACUACCAAAAGACCACAGAUCCAACGAAGAUAAACUAGAGCUUAAGAAGAUAGUGCUGCAUGCUGCAAACUCAGCCAUAAGAGAGGCAAAAGAGCUACUGCAAAAGUCCCUGACACAGUGUGAUACGUAUGAGGCUUCUCGCCCUCCGAUUAUUCACAAGUAUGCACGAAGAAAGGCUCACAUGUCUAAGGAAGCCCAGCAGAAGAGGAGUACGUGAGGAGCAAGUUUGAGAAGAAGAAAGGUUGUAGACAAAAGCGCAUGUGUGCAAGCCUUAGUAGUAUAAGUAGGUAGUAAGAGAUUGAAGGGAGGUUAUCAUGUUGGAUGAUCAUUGUUAGUGAGACUCUCUAGAGUGGGAUUUGUAACCGUGUUCAUUCAACUUAAAGCAUCCUUUAUAUUUUUCUUUUGGGUCAAGAAGUUCUAAUACUGUGCAUGGUGGUGCUGGUGGG
This is a messenger RNA of Eruca vesicaria subsp. sativa (arugula), 3351 nucleotides long. Lineage: Eukaryota; Viridiplantae; Streptophyta; Magnoliopsida; Brassicales; Brassicaceae. The record is from the annotation of a GenBank genome assembly.